AUGAGUGCUGCUGGUAAAAUGGCUAUAAAAGAACAAUGUGAUGAUGACGGCAAUGACGUAGUAGUCGAUGACGAAGUCGAAAUUCACACCAAAAGCGUAUCGAAUGGAAUAGGUGAAUCUUCGGAAAUCACAAGUAUAGAGUGGAAGAAAAAAGUCAAAUCAUUUAAGACCCGUUUUCCAGUGAAACGAAAGAAUAGUGCUGAAGAGACGUAUGAAAUGAACAGGAAGUUCAAUAAUGACCUCCAAGAAAUGUGCUGCGCCUGGAUGGAUAAGGUUGCACGAAUCAACGAUCCACCAAACUUAAAGAAACAUGCUGGUGAAGUCGGCGAUAAUAUAAGAAUGGUGAAAUGUAACGAUAGUGGUAAUAGCCCAUCGUUCAGCAACAAUAUAAUGAAUAUUAAGGUUAAAAGGGUGCAGAUGAAUAAACGAAAGGUUAGAGUUGAAUUGUGA
Molecule: messenger RNA, 450 nt
Organism: Dentiscutata erythropus
Lineage: Eukaryota; Fungi; Glomeromycota; Glomeromycetes; Diversisporales; Gigasporaceae
Source: the annotation of a GenBank genome assembly